UUCGGAGAAGUUAGACACAAAAUGGCGUCUUCCUCAGCGGCAUGAAAGGAUACAUUUAUUUGAUAAUUUUGAUUUUAAAACCCUUUACUCGUGUGGUGGUAGCUUUACUAGACAAGCACGACUUAUCUGACUUAAACGCAUGAAUUUGGAAGUUCAAAAAGUGAUUCUGGGGGAAAUAAAGGCCCAUGCUGUAAUAUUCAUUGGCUGCUGUCUGAUUGGCCCCAGACUCCCAGGAGCCGAUCGAAACAGCUGCAGCAUGGCAUCUGAGCCCGCGGUGCUGCAGCCACGGUGGAAGCGGGUUUUGGGUUGGAGCGGUCCAGUGCCGCGGCCCCGACAUGGACAUCGGGCUGUGGCCAUAAAGGAGCUGAUGGUGGUGUUUGGGGGAGGCAACGAGGGCAUUGUAGACGAGCUGCACGUCUAUAAUACAGCCACAAACCAGUGGUUCAUUCCGGCUGUCAGAGGAGACAUUCCUCCUGGGUGUGCUGCAUAUGGCUUUGUGUGUGAUGGCACGCGGCUCCUGGUGUUUGGGGGAAUGGUGGAGUAUGGCAAGUACAGCAACGACCUCUAUGAACUGCAGGCAAGUCGUUGGGAGUGGAAACGUCUCAAAGCCAAAGCUCCUAAGAAUGGCGGCCCGCCCCCAUGCCCCCGCCUUGGUCACAGCUUCUCUCUGAUAGGCUCUCGUUGUUACUUAUUUGGAGGACUGGCCAAUGACAGUGAGGAUCCCAAGAACAACAUACCCAGAUACCUGAAUGACCUUUACUGUCUGGAGUUACGACCUGGUUCCAGUGUUGUGGGCUGGGACAUCCCUGCCACCUCAGGUCGGCCCCCUCCACCCAGAGAAAGCCACACUGCGGUGGUCACCAGUGGAAAAACUGGGAACAGGCUCAUUAUCUAUGGUGGCAUGAGUGGCUGCCGACUUGGAGACCUGUGGGUGCUUGAUAUAGACUCUUUGACAUGGACCAAACCAUCCAUUGGAGGAACAGCCCCUCUUCCACGCAGCCUGCACUCUGCCACCAUCAUCAACAACAAGAUGUACGUGUUCGGAGGCUGGGUCCCACUGGUGAUGGAGGAUGUCAAAGUGGCCACGCAUGAGAAGGAAUGGAAGUGCACCAACACUUUGGCCUGCCUCAAUUUAGAAACGAUGAACUGGGAGACUGUGGUAAUGGACUCGCAGGAAGAGAACAUCCCCCGGGCCAGAGCAGGCCACUGCAGUGUGGCCAUAAACUCGCGUCUGUUCAUCUGGAGUGGCAGAGAUGGCUACAGAAAGGCCUGGAACAACCAGGUCUGCUGCAAAGACCUGUGGUACCUGGAGACUGAGCGUCCGUGCGCUCCUUCCCGUGUACAGCUGGUCCGUGCUAACACCUCAUCUCUGGAGGUGAGCUGGGGCCCCUGCCAAACUGCAGAUACAUAUGUUCUUCAGCUGCAGAAGUAUGACCUACCACAAACCACACCUGCAAGCCCCACCCCAAGUCCUGCCUCCAACCCUGUCCCCACAGCAUUGCCCUCCCCAACCACACCCACUCCAGCUACACCACCCACUGGUAUUACACUGGUCCCUGCAGCUGCGACUGGAAGUGCACUGACCACACCUAAUAAACCAGCUGUCCUGAAGGUGGCAGCAUCCCCCGGAGGAGCCUCAGGAGCCUCCAUCGUAACAGUCCGACAGGCCACUCCCAAAUCCCCUGUUGCCGUGACAACACUUCCUGCUGGAGUGCGCAUGGUGGUCCCUGCUCAGACCACACAACAAGGAACGCCAAUAGGCACUAACCCUCAGAUGUCUGGCAUGGCAGCUCUGGCUGCAGCUGCAGCAGCCACUCAGAAGAUCCCUCCUUCAUCUGGUACAGUGUUAAAUGUACCGACUGGAGCCACUAUAGUCAAGACUGUGGCUGUGAACCCUGGGUCCACCACUCUGCCCGUCAAAGUGGUGAGUAACCCAGCCACUCGGAUGUUGAAGACUGCUGCUGCACAGGUGGGUGGGGCAUCUGUAGUUUCUGCCCCUGGAACACCCAAUCGACCAAUCAUUACUGUGCAUAAGUCCGGCACAGUUACAGUGUCCCAACAGGCUCAGGUGGUAACGACUGUGGUGGGAGGAGUCACCAAGACCAUCACACUGGUGAACAGUCCUCUAAGUGUGGGGUCUGGGGGCACUCUGUUGGGAAAUCUGGGAAAUCUUGGUAAAGUGGUGUCAGUGGUUCAGACCAAACCAGUACAGAGUGGAGCAGUGACUGGACAGGCAGGAAAUCCUGUCACACAAAUUCUACAGACUAAAGGCGGCCUUCCCCCUGGUACAAUCCUGAAGUUGGUGACCUCCGCAGAUGGUAAACAGACUACAAUACUGAGCACCGCGCAGUCUGGGGCUGCUGGCAACAAACCCACUAUUCUGGGAGUGUCUCCAACAGGAGCUAAACCAGGGACAACCAUCAUCAAGACCAUCCCUAUGUCUGCCUUGCAGGGAGCCGCUGGUGGAAACAGUCCCAUCACCAUCCUCACAAAUAAAGGAGUGACUUCAGGAACAGCUCAGAAAAUCAUUACUGCAGUCCCCAAGAUCUCAGCAGGAGGCCAGCAGGGGCUAACACAGGUGGUUUUGAAGGGGGCCCCGGGGACCCCUGGGACCAUCCUCAGAACUGUUCCCAUGAGUGGAGUCAGACUGGUGUCUCCAGGAUCCAAACCCACCGUCACCACUCUCGUUGUCAAGGGCACCACGGGUGUGUCAAGCCUAGGUACUGUCACUGGGACAGUCUCCACUGUCGCUGGGGGAACUGUUGCUGGGGCCAAUGCCUCUCUUGCCACUCCUAUCACCACCUUAGCAACCAUCGCCACAUUAGCUGGUCAGGUUACAACGGCAACCGCAUCUGGGGCAACCAAACAGGUGACCCUGAUAACAACCCCCAGUGGAGCUGAGGCUCAGCCCUUGGUCCAGGACCUGCCCGUGUCUAUCAUGGCCUCCCCCACGUCUGAGGAACCUGGAAGUACCACCACCAGUUCCACCGUUACUACCACAGCUGAAGGAGACGAGGGUUCCAACACAGUUACGUUGAUCUGCUCUAACCCCCCGUGUGAGACUCAUGACACGGGAACCACCAACACAGCCACUGUGGCCACAGCAUCAAUGGGAGGGACAGAGAGAGUGUGCUCCAACCCACCCUGUGAAACUCAUGAGACGGGAACAACCAAUACUGCCACAGUGGCUGCCUCCAGCAUGGGACAGAACAUGCAGGUCACCUCUAACCCGCCAGUAAAUGGAGCCACUGUUUGUUCCAAUCCUCCAUGUGAGACGCAUGAAACGGGAACGACUAACACCACUACUACAGCAGGAGCAGGAGGACUCCGACAGGCCUGUUCUAAUCCUCCUUGUGAGACCCAUGAAACCGGGACGACUAAUACCACCACCACAGCAGGAGCAGGAGGACUCCGACAGGUCUGUUCUAAUCCUCCAUGUGAGACUCAUGAAACGGGAACCACGAACACAGCAACUACAGCAGGAGCAGGAGGACUUAGACAGGUCUGUUCAAAUCCUCCAUGUGAAACUCAUGAAACAGGAACCACCAAUACAGCAACUACAGCCACAGCUCAGCAGAGUGGAGAGUCACAGGGAGAAUCUGUUGAACCAUCAGACUCUGCCUCUUCUGUUACCACAGCCAGUCAGAGCAGAGCUGUGACUACAGUGACACAGGCCACACCCACUCCAGGCCCUUCCAUUCCUGAGAUUGCAUCGUUGGUUGGAGAAGAGAGGGCAGAGUCUUCUGAAGCCGUUGCUGUGGUCACUGGAGCAGAGGGAGAAGAGCCAAUGCAGACAGACCAACCAGAGGAUGUGAUGUCAUCCGGAGCCACAGUGUUACAAGUUCACAUGGGAGGAGCAGGAGAUGCCCCACAGAUGGAGACGGCAGACAGCGGCCUGCCUCAGGAGCUGAUGUCAUCAGAAGGGGACGAAUCAGGAGCUACGACUCUUAUGGUGACUGGAUUGACCCCAGACCAACUGACUACAGCAACAGACGAGGCCCAGCAAGCCACGAUACAGGCUGUCCUUCAGGCAGCAGGGCAGUUAGGCGAUGCAGAAGGUGGAGACCAGACCAUCCCAAUAGUCUUAACCCAGCAGGAGUUGGCUGCACUGGUCCAACAGCAACAGCAGCUCCAGGAGGCCCAGCAGGUGGUGCCCAAAUCAGAGCCAGAGCCUAUGGCAGAGCAGGCAGAGCCACAGCACACCAUGCCCACAGAGGGACUAGCUCCAGCUGACAGCCUGAACGACCCAGCGGCAGAAAGUAAUGGCCAUGAGCUAGCAUCAUCUGCAGUAACAAGUGCUGUUGCCCGACUUGCCAGCACAUUUGCCCCACCCCCUCUGAGCGCCAGCCCCAAUAAGAUUCAGGCUGCUGCUACACUAACAGAGGUGGCUAACGGCAUUUCUAAUGCUGCUCAGAAACCAGCCACAGUGAAGCCAGUCCCUAAAGACUCUCAGUGGUACGACGUGGGCAUUGUGAAGGUCACCAAUAUGGUGGUGUCUCACUACUACGUCCCCUACGAUGACAACUACGUUGACGAUGACUCUGGUGCGGUUCCAGAUUAUUCUCAGAUGAGGAAAGUAGAGCUUCAGCCAGGAACAGCCUACAAGUUCAGAGUGGCAGGCAUCAACAUCUGUGGAAGAGGGGCAUUUUCUGAAGUGUCUGCAUUUAAAACCUGUUUACCGGGAUUCCCCGGGGCUCCAUGUGCCAUUAAAAUCAGCAAGAGCCCAGACGGAGCUCAACUGACCUGGGAGCCUCCAGCAGUCACCUCUGGGCGGAUAACUGAGUACUCUGUUUACCUGGCCAUCCAGUCUUCACAGACCUCCACGGGCUCCUCGGGGUCCCAGGGCCAGUUAGCCUUCAUGAGGGUCUACUGUGGCCCCAGUCCGUCCUGCCUGGUCCAAUCCUCCAGUCUGUCCAAUGCCCACAUCGACUACACCACCAAACCUGCCAUCAUCUUCAGGAUUGCAGCCAGAAAUCAGAAGGGCUACGGACCAGCAACGCAAGUUCGGUGGUUACAAGAUACUAAAGACACCAAGCCUGCUAUGAAAAGACCUGGAGUGUCACCUGAUUUUAAACCCGCCGGAUCUAAGAAGUUCAGAGCUGACCAAUAAGAACUAAUUUUGCUCUGAGGCCUGUGAUUGGACACCUGUCUUCGUAAGCGCUGGCCCUAUUAUGUCCUUAAAAGAAGAGCGGCUUGGGCUAGUGGUUCCUUUUACCAUGUAACCCAUUCAUAAUCUUCAAAACUGAAAGACAGAGACUUGUAAAAUAUAUUUGUACAUUUAUCGAUCAAUCCGACCGUUUCUCAUGUUAUUUUUUCCUUUAUUUCUUCUUGCUGUUUGUCAGGAACCGAAUGUUUAAAAAAAAAGAAAAAGGGGGGGAGUCAGUGGCAGUAUUUUGUCAUCCAUCGAAAAUAAUUAAUGUUUUUGAGUUAAAUGUAGUUUGUAGAAAGGUCAAAGGUUAAGGCGUGGAACUUGGACUAGCUCUGUGUAAAUUAAUUAUUUCUGUAGCCGUUUUCUCCUUAUUCACUCUUUUUUUUAUAUAUAUAUAAACGUCUCAAAGAAAAGCCAAAUGGUUUAUGUUUAUCUGUGGUUUAUGUUACUCUCCUGUUUUGAACUCUGCCAUUGGUCCAUUUGAAUGAUCUGAGCUCUCUGAUGGGUCCGUUUGUUUGUGGGACUUAACAGAGCAGUCUGAUUUGUCCAUCUUGUUUGUGGAAUGACUCAGCUGUUGUUUGUGAAUAUUCUCUGCAACAAUAAAGAUUUUUAGAGCGUUUUUUACAAA
Molecule: messenger RNA, 5777 nt
Organism: Periophthalmus magnuspinnatus
Lineage: Eukaryota; Metazoa; Chordata; Actinopteri; Gobiiformes; Gobiidae
Gene: hcfc1b
Product: host cell factor C1b
Exons: 34
Coding region: 140-5110 (1656 amino acids)
Biological process (GO): regulation of DNA-templated transcription; chromatin remodeling
Cellular component (GO): histone methyltransferase complex
Molecular function (GO): protein binding; transcription coactivator activity
Source: RefSeq, a predicted model, not a curated record